AUCCGGUGUCGUGGCGUGGAAUCGACUAGCUCGACUCCACGUUUCUUUUCUUUCUACUUCGCACGAUUCUCUGGUCUUUCUCUCCCUUUCCCCGUCGCGAACGGUCCAACGUCGCGCGAGAUCUCCCGUUUAGGAUACACGGAGGUCCAUCGCGCGAAACCUGAUGCACCCGACCGACCGGGGAUUUCCGCGUUCCACGAGUACCGCGCCAGAUCGAGGACGAUCGUCCCGAUUGGAAUCUCUCAUCGAUCAUCCUUGUGAUGUAAUAUGAAAUGUUUCACGUGAGAAUGACAAUCUCGCGUCUUGGGAUUCCAUAUCCGGGGACACUCCCUUUUACCCGAGCGAAAUCGGCAGUGCGUACCUACGUGCCGACGAGCGCCGACAAGUGCCGAUUAAACGCACCGCUAAUGAGCUAGCAAGGCCGAAAAUUAGAUCAUGAGUUCCGAAGAUACAACAACUGAUACAACUGACAAUGCGGCGGCGGCAGCUGAUUCCUUUGGAGUAGCUGCACAUACAAAUUGGGUCCAAUUUGAGGAGGAGACAGAUUCGAAAGAAGCUACCAAUAUCGAAAGAAAAGCCGGCAACAGUAGCGCGCCCGCCGUAAUAAAGCCCGAGUCGGUUACUGUACAGGUCGACAAAAUCGGCAAAAGUAUUGACUCACCUGAUAUUAAUAAUAAGAAAACCAAUGAGUAUAGAGGUGCUGUGAUAGCAACCGAAUCCGUCCAGAUUAACUUAGAUAGAUCAGGUUUAAGUCGUUCUAUCACGUCCGAGACUCCGGAUCUUAAAUUACCAUCUGACGUUCGAGCGUCAGAAAUCAAGAGCGCUUCUUUGAAGACCAUCGACCUGAGGGAUGUGUCCAAUGGAAGAAAUGCACCGAGUAACGUUAUCAAUACGUCGAUUGGAAACAUUAGGCAGGGUUUUGCCAAUGGCGAUACCAUAGUUACUCUUCUGCCGGUAAAUACUAAGUGGCCGUGGAUUACUCCGGCCAGAUUCAGACCGGAAUUGGUGCCGGAGGAAUUGAUGGCACAAGGAUUAACCCUUACAGUGGAAGAUUAUGUUCACAUAAUGGAAUUACUUGUGAACGAUGUACGCUUCAAUAUGUAUAACAUAUGCUACAAGAGGAUUCUCGUCCUUUGGAUAUUCACCGCCUUCGUUGUGCUGCUUGGUUUAUUGUUCUCCGGUGUGACUGGCCUUACUUUAUUCGGACUGGGUGUUAUGUGGUUAAUCCUGAACGCAGCUGCAAUAUUUUUCUGCAUGUUUAUCAAAAUAAAGCUCAAUCACAACCUUGAGAAAUGUAUGGCUCAAGUUAAUAAACAUUUAUUAAGACAUAAAAUAUUACUGGGAUUAGAUGAUAGAGGGAAAAUCUCCUGCCACAAAGUUAAUCUGUGUUUCAUAUACUUUGACACUACGGAUUGCGUUAAAAAGCUGCAAGAAGUAAUAGAACGGGAAGAACGCGAAGGUAGAAUAAUUGGUGGCGAUGAUGCAAACGAUAUAAAUCGACAACGAGAAUUACAGCAACGUAUGGACAUUGACGACAGUGACAUUGUUAUACAAGGCAGCACCACUACAAGAAUCUCUCGUAAACAGGAACGGGCGGAGUUGCUGUUGCUGAGGUAUACGUCUCGAUGGGCACGUCACUUCGUGCGUCGCAGACUUGAUCUGGUUAUAGACUCGCAGGAACGUAAUAGAGGUAUUAUGGGUCUGUCUGUUCCACCGCGCCAUUGUGUCUCCGCCCGUUGCCCUUGUCAAUUCAUUGAGGACCAUCUCAAACACAAGCCGAGAGCCGGACGGAAGAUGAUGAAUCUCAAUAUAUUACCUCAUCCGCAUAUCAUCAGCACGUAAUAAUAAUUUCUAAUAUUAUGGUAUCCACCAGGAUUUACGUGGUGUGCCUACCUUAGUGAACCUGUGACCCGAUUUGACAUGGUACCAAGUUUUUCCCAUUAAAUAUAGUUUCUGUCUUUACAGAUCGUGUUGAUACAAUAUCGUUCGAAUUUAUACAUAUAUAGACAGAUGAGCUAUAUAUCAAAAUAAGAUAUACCGUUACAUGUACAAAGAAAGCUAUUUACACGUUAAUUUAAUUAUAUAUCUUUUUAUUCGCGCAUUUGUUUAGAAUAGUUACUUAAGCGAAAAUUAUCUGU
Molecule: messenger RNA, 2138 nt
Organism: Trachymyrmex cornetzi
Lineage: Eukaryota; Metazoa; Arthropoda; Insecta; Hymenoptera; Formicidae
Product: transmembrane protein C9orf91 homolog
Exons: 7
Coding region: 436-1842 (468 amino acids)
Source: RefSeq, a predicted model, not a curated record